This is a messenger RNA of Cinara cedri, 10072 nucleotides long. Lineage: Eukaryota; Metazoa; Arthropoda; Insecta; Hemiptera; Aphididae. The record is from the annotation of a GenBank genome assembly.
AGUUAAGUGUUGAUGUAAAAACAUGAACGUGUAUAAUUAACUGAAAAAAAUUUGUAUUUCGUAUUUAUAGGUAUUAAAUUUGAAGGAGAGGCAUUUAUACAAUUAAAUAACAACGCUAUGGCCGGCGCGUCGUGACGGUCAUUCAAAUGUUUUACAGAUUUUACUUGGUUCUGUUUUCCCGCGAUUUUAACAUCGUACGGUACUUAUAAUGUCUUCUUCAUAAUCACCGUUGUCCUCACCCUCACCUUACAGUGAUAGGACCAACCAUCCAUACGGUACACGAUUAAUACUUUAAUCAAUUAUGGCACCCAGAACAAGUAGUUGGUCAGUGUGGAAUAAUGCAUCGAGUACGGACAGAUACAUCAGGUCGGCAGACGAUUGGAUCGAAGCACGUCAAAAGGACGACGGUACAGAAGGGUUGUGGAGAAUUCACGACGGGUUGUAUGAUUUUCGGCAUUGGAUACACAAACACCCCGGAGGACCGCAAUGGUUGGAAAUAACGAAAGUAGGCGUACCCGAUUUUGUUAAAACGUGUAUAUAUUUUUUUUAAACCCUCGGAAAAAACAAUUAUAAUAUAUAAAUAUUUAUUAUUGCAUUUGACGUGUAAAUUCCUAUCCUUUGUCAUUGUGCGAGGUAGGUUCUAAAUGUUUCAAAUAAGUGUUGUUCUUUUUUGUCGCAUAAAAUAAUCAUGUGGUCUAGUCUAAUAAAUAUUAAAUUUCUGGUAUGUGAUACUAAAGUCAUAAACGAAUCGUGUUACCUUCUACAGCAGAGGUCGGGAACCUUUUCAUGGCAUUGAUAACUGAUAAACCAUUUUUUAAAAACAUUGCAAAACAAUGAUUUUAAAAGAGCCACACAAUGGUUAAGAUAAAAAAAUAACACACUAUAAUACAGAAAAUGACUAAUUUAAUUUACUAAACAAUUUCAUUAAGAAUUGGUAGGCAUUAAAAACAUAAUACAUAAUAAUAACAUAAUAUGUCUUAAAUUUAGAAAAACUUUAUUUCAUUAAUACAUUAAUGCGCAUUAUUAUUAUUGUUAUUGUUGUUAACACAAAUAUGAUAUAUUAUUUAAUUGGAGCAGUGGUUCCCGACCUUGGGGUAAUUACCCACAAGGGGUAAAACACGAGUUUUUGAGGGGUAAACCUACCUAACCAAACUAUUUUUAUUUAUUUUAUGCACUUUAUACCUAUUAUUAUUAACUCUCCGUCAGUCACGUGUACUACGAUUAUAAUAGUUUUUUUUGUGAGGAUGGAAUAGAGGGGUAUUUUUUAAUAUCUAACCUGAUUUUUGGGUAAUGGUCUCAAAGAGGUUGAGAACCGCUGAAUUAGAAUUUAUUAAGACACAUUAAUACAUAAAAAUAAAAAACGUAUCUGUAUAAUUAGUGGGUUUUUUGACACUGAAUUCCUGCGCACAGUUUAUUCAGAUUUGGAGGGUAGUCUGAAGUGUAAAAAAAAUUGUAAUCGAAUUUUAAUUAAUAUUUUAUCUGUCUAGCUCUAGAUCUAGAGAGUCUAGAUAUUGAUGCAUUUCCUAAAAAGCCACAGAUUAGAAUAGAAGGUCUGAGGUAAAUAUUAAUGGGUGAAAUAUUUUGUUGGGAAGGGGAUCGCAAUAAAAUAGUUUCGUUCCGGGGCGCAUAUAUUCUAAAUAUAUCACUGGGAGCGCCGGCCGUCGAUUUUAAAUAUCAUAUAUAUCUAAUGUUAUGAUGGGUAUCUAAAAUGAUUAUAGGGUACCGACAUCACAGAGUUAUUUGAAACGUACCAUUUGAAUGGAAAAGCAGCGACGGAAGUGAUGCAUAGAUUUUAUGUACGUCCGGCGGAUUCACCCAGGAAGUCACCUUUUACAUUCAAACCAGACGGAUUUUACAACGUGUUAAAGUCUAGGGUCGCCAAGAAGUUAGCAUACACCAAGUUGCCAAACAGUUUGUCCUUAAAGUCCGUGAUGGUGAUCGACUGUUGUUUCUUCGUCACCCUCGUCAUGUGCGCUGCGGUCGCCCGAACGGAAAAUUAUCUAUUGGCUUUGAUAACCGGUGUCGCUCUGGCGCUAGGUUCUGUAGCUAGUCAUAACUUCACUCAUCUCAAGGAUAACUGGAGGAUGUAUUAUUUGCAGCUGAGCUUGUUUUCCGUUCGGUGAGUUAUAUGCAUUUCAAAGAUAAUUAAACAUAUUAGCACUCGAUUAGCUAUCAAUAUUAAUAUAUAAAACCUAACCUAUACUAUAGAGGACAAAGAUAUUUAUAAUAAAAGGAGAUUUUGACGGCUGUAACACUGAAAACUGAAAUCAUGCACCAGGAGAUCAAUAACCACGGUUAGUCUUCGGAUUGUGGUCAGGUAGUUGUGCUGUCGUGAUGCAAUAUAGCAGAUGAGUGGCAGCUAGAGCUAAGGCACUAUAAAAGGGUUUGUAGUGAGUAGUUACUCACAAAAUAUAUAGUGAGCCGACUGAUGGUAUUUUAAAUACAUCGUAAACCGGUAUACUAAAAACUUUCAUAACUUGAAAAUUUGAAUUUUUUCGUGCCAUGAAAUCAUUUAUUAUGUAUGGACCCUCCAAUAAAAAGAUAAACUGCACUUUUUGACAAAACAUAUUAUAAUAGACGAUAUGCCAAUCAGCUCAUUAAAUAUGAAUCAUAAUUAGGAUAUAAUCGUGAACACACAUUGUGUAGCUCAAUGACCGCCUAUUACUAGUUCGUAAUUUGACAAACGACGACUUAUGAACGCCUAAUAUUACUUAUAGAGUUAAUGUGUAGCACCUUUUUUGAAAGAAAAUCGGUAUGUGGAGGUACUUUAAGAAAGUCAUUUUUCGAUUUUCUUAGGAGUUUUCUCAUCAAAUUUGAAAAACUGAAAAAAAACGGGAAAAUAUAAGAAAUGUAGAUAUUAGUUAAAAUAUAUUACGCCCCUUUUUUUUUUCCAGUGGACAACUUUUAUACUAGCAAUUUUGCUCCAACUUUUAAUGAUAAUAAUUUUUUUUAAAGGAAAUUUCACUAGGGAGGUACUUUGGAAAUGUCAUUUUUCGAUUUUUUCCGGAGUUUUUUCAGCAAAUGGGAAAAUCUGGGAAAAAAAUAGGAAAAUCAGGAAAAAAGUAAGAAAACCGGGGAAAUCGGUACAAAUAUUAUUAAAGAAAAUAUAUAUAGUCUACUUACUUAUUUUACUAUGACAUAUAUAUUGUUGACAAAGCAUCACUGUCAACUGAACUCCGCUUAGAAUUGUUUUUUUCGUAAGCAAUGGUUUAUCGUUGCUUAUUGCAGAUAUACAUUAAAUUCUCGUCUGUAUCCUACUUUCCCAACUUCCCACCUACACCACAAGUUGCACCCGUCUCCAUUACUUUACUUUUCUUUUUACUUUUGUAUGUCCUUUACAGUGUAAGAAGUAACAAUAUUUUAGAAGGGAUAUCGGUAUAUGUAAAGUUUAUAUCAUAUAGCAGAUUUAUGAUGAAUAAAUAAUUUACAAGGGGAGCGUAGAAUAAAAACGGUCGGGAACCACUGUAUAAUAUAUCUGGUCGUAGUUACAAAACAGUAAUAUGAAAUAGAUAUGUCGAAAAAAGUUACAUAUUAUUCAUGGAUACAGUCUUCUACUAAAUUCGCCACUGCAUGAUGGGUUUAAUAAAAAUUAUGUUCUUGUAGUGAAUGGAGAAUAUCGCAUGUGGUGAGCCACCAUGUUUACACGAACACUGUGCAAGACUUGGAGAUGACACUACUCUAUCCAUUUAUUCAUUGGUUUCCGACAAAAGACAAACCGUGGAUCGUUCUUUGGUUGCCCUUUCUCACACCCAUCGCAUACAUUUUCACUGGGACCGUGAUAUUUAUUACCAGGUAUAAUAUUAAUUUUUGUUAUAUAUUAGAGCAAAUACUACUGAUAAUACUGCAAGGUAAGGGCGGAUCUAGGGAAGGAGCACUAGGGGCAAGUUCGCAAAAAAAAAAAAAACAAAUCAAAACAAUUAUAUUUGUAUUUAUUUAUUAUACAUAUUACAUAUUACAUUGACGUACUAAAUACAAAUAUUUUGUUCAUAAUAAUGUACACAAUAUUGACAAUACUAUAUACGUAUAGUAUGAUUUUUUUAUAAUUGUAUUGUAGUUAUAUUUCAUUAGUAAUUAAAAAUGCAGUAUAGUAGAAAUUUCUCUAAUUUAAGUGCCCCCUCCAUAAACAAGAUCCUGAAUCCACCCUUGCUGCAAGAGCGAAAUUAUACCUAUAUAUUUAUUUUAGGACAUUAAAGCGAAAAAAUGACAAAGCCGACCUUUUAAUUUUCGUCAUACCAGUCAUAAUGGUAUUUUCUGGACGCAUGACCAUCUCUAAUGUCUGUGCCAUGUGGUAUUUCAUCAUAUUAACAUGCAAUUUUGUAUUUGUGUUUCUUGGCUUCAGCGUUUCACAUCAUUUACCAGAAAACUUCCACGAUGGAGAUUUUAUCGAGUAAUAAACAAAUCAAUUUAAUACUAUAAUAAAUUAUCUUUGUAGUAUAUAAUAUAAUUUACUAUAGGACCGUGUUUAAGAAGGAGAGGGGGCAUUUGGGGCACCUUGGUUUCAAACCUUUUUAAAAUGAUUGGGCGCCUGACUCAAUAUAAAACUCGAUACACCAUUAACAAUAAUAUCACUAUUAUUAAGCCACUAUUGUUGUUUGCUUUAUUUUCAAACACUUUGCUUUAUAAUGCUUAGAGUAAUGUUGAAUAUUGUUUGAUAAAUAGAAAUAGGUAAAUACUACCUAGUAACGUAAUAUGUUAGUGUGUAGUGUGUAUAGAGAAAAAAAUUCAAGAGUUGGGAAGAAUCCUAUUUGGUAGAAAUCAUUUGUUGAAAUUAAUAUAAAUUGAAUAAAUUUAAAAAAAAAAAAAACACAAAUUUGGGAGGGAUUAACCCCUCAAAUCAUCCCCAAGUAAGACCUAAAGAGAAAGCGUUUAAUUGAUGCCUUCGGACGCAAAAUGGAUUAAAACGGCUCUGUUUAUCUAUCUCUAAUCUAUAUACAUAUAAAUGUUAAAUGGAAAUCUUUAUCACGCAUGUUCUCUGAAACUACUAGACCAAUUUUUACGCGGUUUUUCGUAAAAUGAUCCGUAUUGUCCGGAGGUUUUAAACCAUUGAAAUCCUUGAUCUGAUCAAUAGAAGUAGUAAACCUAAACCAUAGUAGGUUGGACCAGAUACAAAAUAAUAAUUUAUAAGUAUUUAGGAUUCUGAGUGGAGCGAAGAAACUUAUGGUUUUACAAAGAUGUUUAUUUUAUUAUUUUAUGGAAGUUGUCUACAGAAUCUUGUUGCAUGAACAGAUUUUGCUUGGAUUUUUAUGUGUAGCAUCUUUUCUGAAAGGAAAUCGAUGUGCAGAGGUAUUUUGGUCAUUUUUCGAUUUUCUCAGGAGUUUUCUCAUCAAAUGUGAAAAACCGAAAGAAAAAAAACGGGAAAAAUGUACGAAAUAUAUUAGUACAAUUUUAAACAAAUAUUACUAAAAUAAAUAUAUAAUUUAAUUGUUUUACCAUAAUAUGGCAUAUCUAUUGUUGACAAAGCAUCACUAUCAACUGAACUUCGCUCAGAAUCCUUUUAGUAAGCAAUGGUUUAUCGUUGCUUACAGAGACAAAUUAAUAUACUCUCUAUAUCCUACCUUCCCAACUUCUCACUAAUAACAGUGGCUGCACCUGUCCCUAUUAUCCUAGGACAUCUUUUUCAUUACUUAGAAGCAACCAUAUUAAUUAAAUAAUUAAUUCUUAUAAGUUUGAAAUGAAAAUUAAAGAAAAAGUAUUUUCAAACGUUUAAGGCCUUAUGGGCAAUAACGGUUUACUUCAGUAAUAUUGACAAGGAUUAAAACAGGGAAUUAGCAGGUUAAAUUGCAACGAAAAUUAGACCACCGCUGAACAGCUAAAUAAAAAGGUAAAAAACUAAAACGUUUUUAACCAUGCUAGCAAGAGAAACUUUGUAUAGGUUAAAAUGGGAAGGAAAACAACGAUUAUAAUUUUUUUUAUUUGCCUAUAGUAACCUAAUCUCACACAAAGAUAAGCAUUUAUUGUACGGGCAAAAUCUGGCGGGACGGCUAGUAUAAUAUAUAACUAAAUACGUUGAAAAAGAUUACUCGCGGAACAAAAUCGUUAUUCUAUAUUUUGAAGUGUCUACCAGUGGUAUUAAAGUAUUAAAGUUAGAAAACGUUGAAGACUUGUUGAAUUCUGCUCAGCGCAUUUCCUUCUGUCUCAGACACUUUCAAUUCCGAUCUUAAUAAAAACAUCUUCAAAUAAUAAAUUCCUUUGGCCAUCCAUCUCACUGGAUAGUACGUAACAGGCUUUCGGAUUUUUGAACUUUGUCAAGUAGAAACCAUUAAUCAAGCGUAUCGAAUAUGGUAGAUGCCAUUUCUAAAUAAAAAUGUUUAAUGUUUUUUUGAUAUAUUCUAAUCAGUAAUCUUCAAACAUAUUUAAAAGAUUCGAGAAGAUUACGAAAUUAAUACGAGAUAAUGGAAAUGGAUCCAUCCGAAUGGAAGAAUAUCUUUUAAGGUUUUUAUUAAUAACCUUUUUUCAGGAAAUUAAAUUUUAUAUCAUUUUUAUAUUAAACACGGUUUCAUAUAUUCAGCCAUUUGACAAAUACAAUUAAAUAACCUUAAAAAAAAUCAGUUUUGCUAAAUACGUGAAAUAUUUUGUAUUUUAUAAUUUUUCUUGGAAAAAACCGAUUUUACAGUAAAUUGAAUAAUAAUAAAUUAUAUAGACAUUAAGAAGAGUUACUAACAAGUCUUUCAUCAUUUUAUGAUCAGUGACAUAGUUGUUGAAUUAUUUGUGAAAAACCACAAAAGUAUCCUAUUUUUUCAUUUUUAACCAUCUUGGGACACGGGAAAGAGGUGAGUUAUCAUGACUAAGUUUCACACAGAUUAUUUUUAUACGGCAAGGAAUAAAAUAGGAGGGCUCGGUAAUCAGAAAUAAUAAUAUUCAAAAAUAGGGAUCACCUUAGUCUACCACUUUAGAAUGUCCGCUCAAUAGACGAGUAGAAAAAAAAAUGUUUAACAAGGCUACGUAUUCGGAGACCAAUAUUUUAUCAAUGUCAACGGUAUAUAUUAGACGGAAUAAAUUAUGACAUACCUAUGAAUUAUCAUGCCGUAUCGACGAGUUCGGACAAACCAUACUGCGUUAUUUUAAAUACUUCGAACCACAUAAUUAUACAAACCAUAUCCAAGUUCGGGCCAGGGGCCAAGUGGUAUAUGAAUACGGAACCCAUCGUGAUUUUUUAUCUAUUAGGUUUUAGUAUUAUACUACAGUGGUCGCUGCUUAAUGGAUAGUCACGGUUAAUUGACUAUUGGACUAUUGGACUCAAACAGACAAACACACAGACAAAUAUUCGUUUAUUAGCUUUACUACACCGGUUAAUGGAAUCAUUUAACAAUAUGAUAAGUAACAGAAAUAGAAAAAAAACAUGCUAUUUGACGCAAGCUUAUGGUACCCGUAUUUCAUCGUUAUCAUAGAGAUAAUAACUAAAUUAUCAUUUCGCGAUACCAAAAUGUAAGUACAAUAAGUCAAUAAUGAACCAAUUACCCAAGCGGUCGUUGGUUUUUAAACCUAUACACCUGAGAAACUGGUGUACAUAUUAUCAGCUUGUCCCGUGUUACUAUGAAUAAACGCAGUGAUAUGAAUGCGGGUGAAAAAUUAGACUUUUAAACUUUAGACCUUAAAAUUAGGCAAACUUAGUUAACUUUGUUUAGUUUUAUAUCAAAAAUAAAUUAUGUACAAUUUGUUAUUUAAAUACAUAAUAUACAUAAUUAAUUUCCAUUUUAUGCAUUCAAUUAAUCUCAAUGAAUAUUUUAAAAUUUCAAUUUUUCCACAUACGUAUUAUUUUGUUGAGGAUUUUACCGCCUUAAUGACUCAUUCGGUUAAUCGAUUCAAAUGGUCUUGUCCCUAAGUGAGUCUAAUAAGCGGCGACCACUGUACCUAUGUAUAGAGUUCAGUGCGUCUAUGUAUUUUCAAAACUGCCCCACUCUAUUCCAAUUGAAAAAUAACAUGAGAUCGAUUUUGUUCCAUUUUAUAUUUAGCUACAGAUAAAGAAAGUCAUAUUUUGAUAUCCAAAGUAAUUUUCAUAAUAAUUGAGGAAAAAGUAAAAAAGACGAUUUUUUUCUAAUUAUGGCGCAAUGAUUUCAUUAGAAAUUUUUUGAAAAGCUUUUAAAUAGCUCAAAAAUAGCUAAAUAAUGAAAAAUUGUCCACGUCUAGAAAAGGUAAACAUAAGUUUUCUUUCCAAAUUUCAAGUAUCUACAAAUACUUUUGUAAAAAAAAAUGAAAAUAAUACAUUUCGUAAAUUUUCCCGUUUUUUCCAAUUAUUAUGUAUAAAAACCGCUUGGAAAAUCAAAAAAAUUCCUUCAAAAAAAAAAAAAAAAAACAUUUCACAUGAUAUAUAGGAGCAAGAUUUUUGGUAGAAGUUGUUUACAGAUAAAAAUUAAAAAAAUAACAUCAUUGUAAAACAAAUAUUUUUCUCGCUUUUCUCAGUAUCUAAAAUUAAAACGAACAGAGAAAAAUGUACACCAUCGUAUAAUAACGAAAUAAGCACUGAAUAGUCUUUAUGUUUUAUACGUCUUUCUGUCCUCCCAAUUAACUUUAUCCUUAUUGUUGAAUAUUGUAAUCUGUCAUAAUCGGUAUUCAAAAUAGAACGUGAUGGUUGGUAUGUAUGUAUACACGUUUGAAAUAUAUUUGAUUUUGAACUAAGAUAGUUGUCUAUUUUCAAGGUAUCGGAGAAAAAUAUUACUGUACAUGUCUGUAAUAGAAAGAGUCCGUUAUUAACAAAUCAAAAAACCUUGUUUGUAUUUUUGCGGGACCUUAUUAUUUCGCCUCUAAUAUACAGGUUUCACUAAAUAUUCAAAAAUAUCCUUCAAUAACACUUGUAUAAUCGUUACACAGACGUCAUAAUUAUCGAUACAAAUGUGUACAUACAAAAUAGGAGUUUUUCUGGGACUUCCAAUUAAAGGUCAUUCCAGCCGAUAUGUCACUAUAGUCAUAUAGGUACAACCGGUCAAACUAUAAACGGUAUCUACAGUAUUUUUAUUUGGUAGGUAGGUAUCUGGUAUUAAAAUUAUAUGACUUAAGAGAAAUGCUUGAAUAUUUAACACAAGAUAUAUUAUAAGUUGUAAUUAGUGGUUAAAUUUGAGUUUAAUUAGUAUUUUUUUCAUAAGCGUUUUAAAAUUAAGUUUUAACAAAAAUCGUAAAAAAUUACGGCAUUUCAAAAUAUGUCUUUGAACAUCGUUCCGAAUCGUUUGUUUUUCAUUAACAAGGUUUAGCUUGGCGCAUAGAUAUAAAUUAAACUUUCAAACUACAACAGUAGCCCCCGUAUCAGCUCUUUUUAUUUUUAUUUUUAUCAAUAGUAUUUCAGUGUAUCUUUUGAUUAUAGUACUAUAGCUAUGGCUCAAUAUUGUUGCAAAACUUAGAAGAUGGUAUUUUAGUAGUUUUGUUUGAAUGCCAUUUUUCUAACUAUCACGUUUUAAAAUUAUUUAUGCACUCAUUUUGAUGUUUUAUAUUUUAGCGAUCAAUACAUUGAUUGGGGAAUCUAUCAAAUGAACACCAGUGCGGAAAGGAGUGAACCAUUUAAGAAUAAUAUAUUUUUUCAGUUAGUAACAUUUGGUGACCACACUUUACACCAUUUAUUCCCUAGUCUAGACCAAAGUUUAAUACCACUUGUACAAAAUAUUUUUGAGGAUACUUGCAAAGAAUUUGGCAUGGAUGUAUCACAAAAAUCAGUUAUGUCGAUUAUGCACGGACAGUUUAAACAAUUGGUACGGCUUACUCCUAGGCAUAAGCCAUAAAUAGUUCAAAAUUGUCUCAAUGAGUGGUGCACACAUUACAUUUUUCACAUAAAUAUCAAAUGUAAAAAUGUCUAGGUACCCAUCUACCUAUCAUAAUUGGGGCAAGUUUUAACCUUUCAGCAGGUGCACCUCUAGAUUUUACAUGAACAAGUGCAUCAUACUUUAUACUACACGGACGUUUUUUAAAUAUAUUUUAUUAUAAUAAAGGAUAAAUAAAAGAUUUUUAAUAAAUAUACUGUUUAGAAACAUUUCACUCUAAUUUAUACAUUUUUUAUAAUAUUUAACUGUAUGCGAUAUAAAAUAUAACGAUUAAUAAAAACCAAUUUUUUUUUUCUUCUUUUAUUAGGUAGUCUACUCUGAUGAAC